GACAUCUAAUGAAAUCGUUGCGUGAUCAUUUGUUUUUCGUAGAAUACACACUAUUUCUCUUUUCGAAAAUAACGUUUCAAAAAAAUACCACAUAAGGUGCUAAAUUUUGACAAGAUACAAGCAUAAAGCAAAUGCAAAUUAUGAUUGUUAUUCUUUUUCUUAUUACUUUUUCUUUUACUUUUUCGGUAUCAAAUGGAGAUUAUUUAAGGAGGUUACAAACAUUAGAAUCAAAGUUAGAUGAUAACACUGAAAAACUGCAAGAAAUACUCAGCCGACUUCCAAACGGAAUUUGCGCAAAGGAUAAUUUCAAAAGGCCGUCGAAAUGCCAAGAAGGAAGACCUAUUGACUGUAAUGAUAUUCCUGGUAAAUGUCCAAGUGGAGUAUAUAAGGUGUUUCCAAAGCAUACACAAGGAAUUGAUGUUUAUUGUGAAAUGAAUUUAGACGAGGGACACUGGACGCUUUUUCAAAGACGAGAAAAUGGCUAUACUGAUUUUUACCGUGGAUGGAAUGACUACAAAUCCGGAUUCGGGAACCCUAAGCAUGAAUUUUGGCUUGGCAACGACAUAUUGCACACUCUAACAUCACGAGGGAAGUAUGAAAUGCGGAUCGAUUUAUUCGAUUUUGAUGGAAACAAUGCAUUUGCAAAAUACAAAGAGUUUAGAAUUGGAGAUGAAAGUUCGAAGUUCAAACUAACCGCAAAUGGGUAUUAUGGCACUGCAGGUAACAGCUUGGAACAUCACAAUGGCAACCGCUUUUCAACAAAGGAUAGCGAUAACGAUAAUAACUCUCAUCAUUGUGCUACCUUGUAUCGCGGCGCCUGGUGGUUUAAUAGCUGUGUAUCAGCUGAUCUGAAUGGUCAGUAUUUCCUGAAGACACCAGAUGGACAUCAUCGAGGUGUUCACUGGCAUAGUUGGAAAGGAACCAUGUAUUCUUUGAAAGGCUCAUUGAUGAUGAUGCGUAGAUUGUCAAUUUAAGAUACACAUAUAUUAACAAUUCAAAAAAAUGAUUAGUAUUUAAUUUAGAAGUAUGGUGUAUUUUUCCUUUUUUGUAUCACAACGCAGUAGUUGGUCAAAAAGACUCGAGCAUCACUGAAUUAAGAGAGAUUUAAUGUCGUAAUGCGCGUCUGGUCCAAUAAAAUAUGUACCGUUAAUGUUAUAAUUGUGUGUAAGAGCGCUGACAAAAAAAAAACUGACCAGAUGGGCAUAAAUGAAUAGAAAGAAUAGACACUCACUUGUAUAUAUAUAACAAUAUAGUAACCCAAAUACGAGACCAUGCCAGUCUUGACAUUCGACACUUAUUUCAUUUUCAUGGUUGCAUGCGCAUCGUAAGGUUUACCCUUUUCAAUUUGUAGACAUUAAGACAGCUACAACGCCUGUUGGAUUUAUUAGUGCAUAAGAUCUGUUAAACUAUGCAGUUUUGUUUUGUGUUUAUUAUUAAAACAAUGUUUAAGAAGGAGACAGUCCAUUAUUUGAAUCACUUUCCCCGAUGAAAUGUUGAAGACCAAGAAAUCAGAUGGAAUGUCAAUAGGUCGGGAAAGGUGAUUUUUACACCCAGAUUUUCGCGGUAGUAUAUUUUUUAUAAAGCUAUCAAGUUUAUAAAUUCUACUGUAAAUAUUCCAUAUUGCCUAAAUAACCUAGACCUAUUAAAAAGGAUGGCAAUUCUACUUUUUUGUUCAA
Molecule: messenger RNA, 1676 nt
Organism: Mytilus californianus (California mussel)
Lineage: Eukaryota; Metazoa; Mollusca; Bivalvia; Mytilida; Mytilidae
Product: microfibril-associated glycoprotein 4-like
Exons: 6
Coding region: 132-974 (280 amino acids)
Source: RefSeq, a predicted model, not a curated record